Cercopithifilaria johnstoni is the source of this 3969-nucleotide messenger RNA. The record is from the annotation of a GenBank genome assembly. NCBI's taxonomy places the organism in Eukaryota, Metazoa, Nematoda, Chromadorea, Rhabditida, Onchocercidae.
ACAUUAUCGGAAAAUGGGCAAGAGAGUUCACUACAUAAUUCUGCCAAUGAUUCUGGCCACGAAACAUCAUCACCCGAUUUACCACUAACACCAGUGGAGGAAGAAACCGUUUCACCUGCAAAAACCGGUAACAACGAUGAGGCAUUAUGUCCGAGUGAUGAAUGUGAAGCAACAUUUCGCAUCCGUAUUGUUGCACCUGGUGCAGAAUCGUUUGAUUUGCAGGUAAGUUCGAAUGAAAUGGUGCAGGAGCUACAUCAGGUGCUAUUAGAACGUGAAGCAACAUGUCAUCGUACGUGUUUCAGCUUGCAGUUAAAUGGCGUUUCUUUGGAUCAUUUUACCGAAUUGAAAAAUGUUGCUGGUCUUACAGAUGGAUCUGUAUUGAAAGUUGUCGAAGAACCAUAUACAACUCGAGAAGCUCGAAUUCAUGUUCGACAUGUUCGUGAUUUAAUUCGUUCUCUUGAUAUGUCUGAUGCUGUUAAUGGUACUGAUGGUGCAUCACUAUCAUAUCUUCCUACAGUGAUACUAGGUGAUCGUAAAAAGAAUGCUCAAAAAUCAUUAGAAUGUUCUCCGCCAGAUUAUGUCCUGCCAGGUUAUAAAGAACGUCCAUUAAUACCAUUACUGCCAGUAAUGAAUGACCCUGUGUUAGCGUUAAAAAGUUUGGCAAUUUCACCGUUUAAUCCACCAUCAGGACAUCGAAAAUUGAAGGGAGACGUUCUCUAUUUGGUGGUUGAAACACGAGAAGGACGACGUUAUCACAUAACUUGCUGUACGAAAGGCUUUUAUGUGAAUGCAACUACUGAAGCAGGUUUCCAACCAACACCUUCACCAUCCCAUAGAGUUAUUCAUCACUCAUUGUUGGAUUUGCUUUCAUCGAUUAGUAUUUCGUUUAAACGAGCUAUGGUGUUGAUUUUGAAGAAACGUUCUGAAAAGCAUAUUUUCGAGCGAUUGCCAACACCAUAUCAGGUAAAUUCCUGGGUAGCACCGAUAUUCGAGCAAAACGAAGAUGGAAUUCGCGCAGAAGACUGUACACAGCCUCAUAAAAUUGGUCUUGAAGAUCAUAUUCCAGGACAAAUUCGUGAUUGGAACGAGGAGUUACAAACAACCCACGAGUUGCCACGUGAAACACUCGUUGUCGAUGGAAACGUUGUUGCAAUAAAUCCGGCGGAUGAACCGCGAACGCAUAUGUAUAUAUGGAAUAACAUAUUUUUUUCACUUGGGUUUGAUGUUAAAGAUCACUACAAGGAAUUGGGAGGCGAUGCAGCUGCUCAUGUGGCAACAUCGAAUGAUUUACAAGGUGUACGAGCUUAUGCGCAACUUGAUAAUCCAAAACUUUUUACUUUGGGUAUGGUCAUAGUUGACUACAAGGGAUUUCGGGUCACUGCGCAAUCGAUUAUACCAGGUAUUUUGGAAAGAGAACAGGAGCAAAGUGUUGUUUACGGGUCGGUCGAUUUUGGCAAAACAGUUGUUAGCUCUGAGGAAUAUCACGAUUUACUAUCGAAGCCAGCAGAGCAGUUGAAAAUUUUACCUCAUGAAGUUUAUAGUGGCAAGGGUGACGGAAAAAUCAUUAAACUGUGCUCAUCUUUUGAAACUAAAGGUAUUGUUGGAAACGAUUCGCGACAUUAUAUUUUAGAUCUAUUACGAACUUUUCCACCAGAUGUAAAUUAUCUUGAAGAUGCAGAAGUAACGGAUAUUUGUAAAGCAAAUGGGUAUCCACGUGCGUUUCCUCAUAAGCUUGCUUUGCUGAGGCAGGAACUAAUUGAAGCUUUCGUCGAGUGCCGUUAUUUGACGUUUAUUCGUGUAGCUGCAUAUCAUGUGCAGCAAAAUAGACUAGGAUUAUUGGCAGCGGGAGAUGAUGAUAAUAAUGAAGCGAAGGAGAAGGAAGAUGUCGUUCAGAAAGUGGACGGACUCAACUGCACGACGCAGGAGGAUGCAAUUAUGAGUCAAAUUAAGAGUGAAACAACUGUUGAUGUGAAUGUUGAUGAGAUACCGUUGCUGGAAACUGAAACAGCGAGAAAAAUCAUGGAAGAAGUUAUUAACAGUGAUGAAAAUAAAUCUGACAAUUUGGACAAAGAAAUAUCUGAGCAGGUAAUGGCAAAAGCAGCAAAGGCAGUAGGAUCAAUUCGUACGGAUGCAUUUGAUAUAAGGUUUAAUCCGGAUUGUUAUUGUACAACGGUACGUCAUGCUGAGAAUGAAGAUAUUGCAAAGCAGCGACGUUUGGUAGCUGAAGCAGCAGAAUUUUUAGUUGUACAGCAGUUGCCAAAUUUCGUCCGUGACUGUUUGCAACGUACGAUAAUGCCAUUGGAUGGUGCAUCACUUAGUGAUUCGUUACAUUCACAUGGUAUUAAUAUACGAUAUCUAGGUAAAUUGACGAAAUAUAUCCAAAAUAUUAGGCAGCUGACAUAUCUUAAGGUCAUCUGUAUUACUGAGUUGUUAUGUCGAUGCGCAAAACAUAUCUUCCAAGGUUAUCUGCAACCUGUGUCAGUAGCACAUACAGCAGCGGCAGUAUCCCAUUUUUUGAAUUGUCUUCUAAGUCCAUCAACUGAACCUUUAUCACCAUCUAAUGAAGAAUUAUUUAUGCCAGCAAAUGGUGUUAGAAAAUCGCGAUCAUCGAAGCGUCGGAAACAGACUAACAGUGGUGGCAAAGAAAAUGAUGACUGGGCGCAAAUGUCAUCGCAUAGUCUUUGGGAACGGGUCAAAUCAAACGCUGAUUUUUAUUAUGCGUUUACGGUUGAUGAAGAAAAUAUUGAUGCAUAUUUGUCCACAGUUGGAAUUCAAAAAACUUCUUUUUUACGGCGUUUUGUACAAAUAGUUGGAAUUCAGAUGCUUUUGCGGGAUUACAAUUUAGAAACAGGAAAAAAAUCUCAACUGUUCUUUGAAGAUGAUAUUCAAGGUUUAUAUUGUCGAGCGAAACAUGUUGAUCCGAAAGCUAUGGAUGCCCAUAGUUUGUUUCUUUCUGGACAAACUAAAGUACAGCAGGGUCAGUUGCGUGCAGGAUUUGAUUUAGUAUUGGAAUCCCUUAACCUGAUGAAUAGUGUAUAUGGUGCGGUGCAUUCCGAUAUGGCGCAGUGUAUGCGUUUACUUGCCCGUCUUUCAUAUAUUCUUGGAGAUCCAUCGGAGGCACUAUCACAGCAGCACAAAGCAACGUUGAUGAGUGAGCGUUGUAGUGGCUUGGAUAGUUCUAAUACCGUUAUUGAAUAUUUGAAUCUCGCUCAUUUUUCGUUUGCAAAUCUUCAUAUUGCUGCUGCAUUGAAAUUACUUUAUCGAGCUCGUUAUCUAUUAUUGCUUAUUCACGGAGAAAAUCAUCCAUUCAUGGCCGAAAUAGAUGCUAAUAUUGGCGUUAUAUUGUAUGCCGUGCAAGAAUUCGAUGAUGCAUUGAAAUUUCUCCAAAAUGCACUGAAAUUACACCUAACCUACUUAGAACCCCAAGCUUUGAAAACAGCGCUUAUAUAUCAUUUGAUGGCAAAGACUUAUUCGUGCCGUGGGGAUUUCCGCACUGCCCUACAGAUGGAAAAGGAAACAUUUACAAUUUAUUCAAAAACGUUUGGCAAUGAUCAUGAAAAGACCAAAGAAAGCAGUGAGUGUUUGAAACAUUUGACGCAACAAGCUGUUACUUUCCAAAAACGUAUCAAUGAAGCUAAUCGGCAAGGUUCUAACAAUAUUGGACAGCUUCUCCCCGUUGAGAUUCAUCGUCCGUCAUUGCACAGUGUACUAGAAGUAUUAAAUAUAUUGAAUGGAAUAAUAUUUAUACAACUCAAAGGUGUUCCGACAUUGGAAGUAAGUGAAAGGGAUGAUGAAUUGGGAAAUAACAAUAAUGAUAAGACAUUGGAAAAUACGGCCAGUAAUAUGAAGAAGGAUGAAAAUAAUGAUGAUACCGCGACAGUUUCGUCACGACUACAGUUGGAUAAUAUUAUGGCUAUUAUGAAUGGUAGCGGUAUUGCACAAGCCAUGCAAGAAGUUGCCUUAGAUUAA